AUGAACGCCUCGCUGGGCAAUCAGACGGAGGCGGCGGGGCUCUUCUUCGCCAACAGCAGUGACUCCCUGGAGCGGGCCCUGGGCUGCUGCACCCAGGCCUCCGUGGUGACCGACAACGGCUUCGUGGUGACCGGCCCGGACGAGAGGAGCCUCUACAUCAUGCGGGUGGUGCAGAUCGCGGUCAUGUGCGUCCUCUCGCUCACCGUGGUCUUCGGCAUCUUCUUCCUGGGCUGCAACCUGCUCAUCAAGUCCGAGGGGAUGAUCAACUUCUUGGUGAAGGACCGGAGACCGUCCAAAGAGGUGGAGGCGGUGGUGGUCGGGCCCUACUGA
Messenger RNA from Emys orbicularis (European pond turtle), 330 nucleotides. RefSeq names its product reprimo, TP53 dependent G2 arrest mediator homolog (gene RPRM). The record is from RefSeq and is a predicted model, not a curated record. The coding region runs from base 1 to 330 and encodes 109 amino acids. The transcript has a single exon. Lineage: Eukaryota; Metazoa; Chordata; Testudines; Emydidae.